AUGGCAGACGUUGUCAUGUCAGAUGCCACGUCCUAUACGUUGGUAGAAAUUGACAGUUUAACUGAUCUGGAGGAGAUGAAUAUUGCUCUUAAAAAAUUAUGUGACGGGGAGGUUGCAAUUGAAGAGGAGCUAAAAGUGCUUCUAGAUCAUCAGGACAUCUUAGAGAGCAAGAUGUCUGGCUUGUAUAAAAUGCUACCUAACCUACAGAUACUUGAGACGGAUUCAAAGCAAUUGUGUGGCAUGAUCUCAUUCACUUCGACCCUCGCUGAGAAUGUCAGCAGUAAAGUCAGGAAACUGGAUCUGGCCAAGAAUCGAGUAGUUGAGUGUAUGCAGAGAGUGGAGGAUAUCUUAGAUUUGAAAUUCUGUACAGAUGGAGUGCAAACAGCUCUGCAGAAUGAAGACUAUGAGAAGGCUGCAGGGCAUAUCCACAGAUUUAGAAGUUUGGAUGAAACUGUCAUCAGGAUAAGUGCAGAAACCAGUGAGGGUGGAACACUGGAGAGCUCCUUUAAGCUGCUGUAUGAAGCUGAAGACAAACUCAAGUCCAUAGUUCACAACAAGUUUGAUGCAGCUGUUCACUCAGGAGAUGUAGCAUCCGUGGAGAGAUUUUUCAAAAUCUUCCCUUUGCUGGGACUUUACUCUGAUGGUCUCACAAAGUUUGGAAAAUAUUUGGCUGCACAGUUGUCAGAAAAAGCAGAUGGGAACUUGAAAAUCGCCUUACAUCCUGACUCCUCAGACAAGAGAGCUCAUGUUAUGUUUGCAGACACUUUAACAUUGUUAUUUGAGAGUAUUGCUCGGGUUGUUGAAAUUCAUCAGCCAUUAGUGGAAACCUAUUAUGGGCCUGGCAGAUUAUUUCAGCUCCUGCACAUCUUACAGAAGGAAUGUGACAGGCAGGCCAGGAAGAUUUUUGAGAGUUUCAAAACACACAGAGAGUAUAAUAUCAAGGUGAAGCAAGUUCAUCAGAAUUUAUCAGCCUUGAAACAGACAGUAGUUGAAAAGCUAGACCCAAAAGAAUUAGAUGUUUUGUUAUCAGAGAUGGUUCUGCUGAGUUCAAGAUCAGAGUUAUACUUGAGGUUCAUGCGUCGCCGAGCCACGGGAGACAUUGAGGCAUCACAUGAAGAUGAUGGAAAGCAAAAAGAUGACCUUGCCGAGGUAGAGCAGUUUUUCAGUUCAUGUGAGCUCAAUAGACUGGUUCAGGAAGUGAUAGGCAAUUAUAUCAUGAUGGAGCAGUACUUCAUGCGAGAGAUGAUUAUUAAGGCUGUCAGUAUGGAUACAUCAGAAGAAGGGCAGCAUAUUUCCAGUAUGGUGGAUGACACUUUCUUCAUUGUCAAAAAAUCAGUCAGGCGUGCUAUCUCCAGUUCUAGUGUAGAUGGUGUUUGUGCAAUGUUGAAUCUGGCUUGCACAAUUCUGGAGCAAGAUUACGGUGAAGUGUUGCUGGUCAGGUUGAGGGCUGGAUAUCCUUAUGGUUUUGAUCUUCAACAUGCCUACAACAUUGUACACUCCAGUCUGCAGCAAGGAAAACUUCAGAGUUCUGACUCUGAGAAAAAACAAGCCAGAGCUGCAUUUUUAACUGCCCUGAACAAUGCUGAAGUGAGCUGUGAUUACUGUAAAGCCUUGAAAAGUACUCUAGAGGAAGAUAUCUCAAAAUUGUAUCCUCAGUGCACUGAACAAAGCAAAGCAAAGUUAGAAAGUUGUCUAGGAGAGGUAGUGGUGGUAUCCAACAAAUUCAAAGAAAUUGGUGACUUUGGAUUUAGCCAGCUGACAGCCAGUGCCGUGAAGCCUAAAAUUAAACCAUUGGUGGACUCUUUCCUAUCUACCAGCCAUAACAUCACAGAGGAGGAGUUCUUUAAUUAUGAAGCAAAUGAUCCAUGGGUUCAAAACUUUAUAGUCAGCCUGGACUCCACGCUGACAACAUUUAAGGAUGCAAUGACUCCAGCCAAUUAUGACAGAUUUGCCACUGUAACAACCAGUGAAAUCACUCAACAACUGGAGAAAGCAGUCACCAAAACAGCAUUCAACCGACUUGGAGGUCUACAAUUUGACAAAGAGCUCAGGGCUUUAGUCGGCUACUUGUCGUCUGUAACCACAUGGACAGUCCGUGAUAAAUUUGCACGGCUUACUCAGAUGGCAACAAUCCUCAAUUUAGAAAGAGUUUCAGAAAUCAUGGACUACUGGGGACAGAAUUCAGGUCCAUUAACAUGGCGUUUGACACCUACAGAAGUCAGACAGAUCCUUGCGCUCAGGAUUGAUUUCCGCAGCGAUGAUGUGAAGAGAUUGAAGCUCUAG
Messenger RNA from Candidula unifasciata, 2283 nucleotides. The record is from the annotation of a GenBank genome assembly. Lineage: Eukaryota; Metazoa; Mollusca; Gastropoda; Stylommatophora; Geomitridae.